Molecule: messenger RNA, 1113 nt
Organism: Mytilinidion resinicola
Lineage: Eukaryota; Fungi; Ascomycota; Dothideomycetes; Mytilinidiales; Mytilinidiaceae
Product: kinase-like protein
Exons: 2
Coding region: 1-1113 (370 amino acids)
Biological process (GO): peptidyl-threonine phosphorylation; peptidyl-serine phosphorylation
Molecular function (GO): protein serine/threonine kinase activity; ATP binding
Source: RefSeq, a predicted model, not a curated record
AUGCUUGCAUCUACCCGCUCCUAUGAGGCAAGCACACAUACGAAAACCUUUGGCGCAAGUGCAACACCUACUUACUCAGGAAACGCCUAUUCGGAUUACGGUUUUAUUGCUGUACUCGGCCUGGCCCAGCGGCUGAAGAUUGACUUGUUGCCGAUCACGUGGCAGGCCUUACUAGGCCUCAUAGGGCAAAGCCGGGCCAGAAUUAACCAGGCGCUACUCAGCAUCCAGACCAGUUUUGCCUUCAAGCGCUUCGAUCACGAUAAGAAGAGCAACUUGUUUCAAGAGAUUGUUCAAGAAAUGGCAAUACUCGGCCACCCGCUAGUUCAAGGCCAUCCACAUAUUGUGAAUCUUAUCGGGAUCUGUUGGGACAUCUUAGAAAACAACGAAGAUACUCCAAAAGACGACUGGGACAUCUCAACAGGCAUUCAGGUUUGGCCAGUUUUAGUGUUUCAGAAAAGUCAUCUUGGUGAUCUUUAUUCUUUUGCGCAAUCUAGAAAGGGAAAGAGCUUAUCCCUAGAGAGUAAGCUCAAGAUCUGCGCAGAUGUAGGCAUCGCGAUUCGGGACAUGCACCUAAACAACAUUAUCCAUGGAGAUAUAAAGCCACAGAACGUGCUUAUGUUCAAAGAUGGGCCUGGCGCCUACACCGCCAAAGUCGCAGACUUCGGCUUCUCAACGCAUUUCCGUGGCGAGAAAGACCUUAUUAAUAUAACUACAUCAGUGCCAUGGAAUGCACCGGAACACCAUGGUCGGGCUUUCUAUCCGCAAGACGCCAAAGCAAUGGAUGUGUACUCGUUUGGUAUGCUCUGUCUAUGGCUACUCUUCGAUGUAGAAGCUUCUGAGACCACGCCAUAUCAUUUAGAGACAGUAAAUGUGGCCGAAAGCUUCUCCUUUGAAGGACAGGAUUGGUCUAAGAAAGGAGAUGCAUUGCUCUUGUGGAAAGAGAGUGACAGACUAUUAGACUGGGCCACCCAGUUGGCGGCAGGAGAUAGGCGACUCAAGGCUGAGGCAAAAGACAGGGUGACUCAGUUUUUUCAAUCAAGCCUUUGUGUGGACCCUCAGAAGCGAAUCACCGAUUGGCGCUGUAUUCUAAGUUUUCUAGAUCCAGCUCGGUAA